AAAUGAGCAGCCGCCUCCUCCCCGGCCCCGGCUGCUCAGCACGUGCCUUUCGGAGGGUGAGAGGUGAGGCAGUAGUGGUCGGUCCGCCUCUUGCCAAGGAUGGGAGAAAAAGUGAGGAGCAUGUUCUCCAUGAAACAGUUCCCUGCCCUGCCUCCAGAAGAGCGUUAUCGGCAAGUCCUGGCGCAGCCUGAGCGGGUCUUGGGAGCUGACGAAGGCAGCAUGGGUGGCGGUUGUUCUCAGAAGCUGGCCUCCGCCAAAAACCUCCGCCUUUUACUGCUGGUCUUGAUCCCGUGUAUCUGUGCCCUCGUUCUCCUAUUGGUGAUCCUGCUCACCUUUGUAGGUUCAUUAGAAAAAAACUAUUUUAGUGCAAAUGAGAGUGACUUGCUUGUCCAUGAUGAUGGCAUCCAAGUAGCAGAUAUUCUUCCGACCCACCUUCACAACGGUUCCCCUGUGAUAGCUACCACAGUCAGUCCCAGCCAGCAGACUCCAACCUCCUGGACCAUCUAUCCUUCUUCCCACAAAGACCAAAUGAACCGAAACACAAGUGCCUGUGUAAACAUUGUCAACAGCCAGUGUCAAAUUCUGCCUUACAACCACACUACUCUGACAUCCGCUGUGUCCAUCGUGAAAUCAGCUGAACUGGAAAAGUUCUUGAAGUUCUUCAGUUAUCUCAACCGCCUCGGUUGCUAUCAGCACAUCAUGCUAUUUGGCUGUAGCAUGGCUUUCCCUGAGUGCGUCAGUGAUGGCGAUGACAGCCAUGGACUCCUGCCCUGUAGGUCUUUUUGUGAAAUUGCAAAAGAAGGCUGUGAACCGGUUCUGGGAAUGGUGAAUUUUUCCUGGCCUGAAUUUCUCAAAUGCUCCCAGUUUAGUGACCACAGCAAUAGCGACAUCAGGAGGGUCUGCUUCUUCCCGCCGCAGGAACCAGAAGAAGAAUUCCUGUGUGGAGAAAGAGAGAGCUUUCUGUGCACCAGUGGAAUCUGCAUUCCCAGGAAGCUGCAGUGUAACGGAUUCAAUGAUUGUGAUGAUUGGAGUGACGAGAAGUAUUGCAAUUGUAGUGAAGAUCUAUUUCGCUGUCAUACAGGAAAAUGCCUUAAUUACAGUUUUGUAUGUGAUGGAUAUAAUGACUGUGGGGACCUAAGUGAUGAAGAAAACUGUGACUGUAAUCCUGAAAAGGAAUAUCGCUGUGGGGAUGGCCGCUGCAUAGCACUGGACUGGGUGUGUGAUGGCGACCAUGACUGCCUAGAUAAGUCAGAUGAAGUCAAUUGCUCAUGUCACAGUCAGGGUCUUCUGGAGUGUGGCAAUGGCCAGUGCAUCCCCAGCGCUUUCCGGUGUGACGGUGACGAGGAUUGUAAAGAUGGAAGUGAUGAACAAAACUGUAGCAACAGUCAGACCCCAUGUCUGGAAGGCGAUCAGAAAUGCAGCUUCAAUUCCUGCGCGGAUGCAUGUGGUGGGAGCUCACUUUGCGACUCAGACAGCAAUCAGAGCAACUGUAGUCAAUGUGAGCCAAUCACCCUGGAACUUUGCCUCAACCUUCCCUAUAAUUAUACCCAUUUCCCAAACUAUCUCGGCCACAGGACUCAGAAAGAUGCUUCUGUCAGCUGGGAGUCCUCCCUCUUCCCGGCCCUCGUUCAGACCAACUGUUACAAAUAUCUCAUGUUCUUCGCUUGUACUAUCUUAGUACCAAAAUGUGAUCCACAUACAAACCAACACAUCCCACCCUGCAGGGUGCUGUGUGAACAUUCCAAAGAACGUUGUGAAUCUGUGCUCGGGAUUGUAGGGCUUCAGUGGCCAGAAGACACAGAUUGCACUCAAUUUCCAGAGGAAAAUUCGGAUAACCAAACCUGCCUAAUGCCUGAUGAAGAUGUAGAAGAGUGCUCCCCUAGUCAUUUCAAGUGCCGCUCUGGAAGGUGCAUUCUGGCGUCCAGAAGAUGUGAUGGGCAGGCUGACUGUGAGGAUGAUAGUGAUGAAGAUCACUGCGGGUGCCAGGAGAGAGGGCUUUGGGAAUGUCCUGGCAGCAAACUGUGUAUCAAGCAUGAAAUGGUUUGUGAUGGGUUUCCAGACUGUCCUGAUAAGAUGGAUGAAAAAAACUGCUCAUUUUGCCAAGAAGAUGAAAUAGAGUGCGCCAAUCAUGAUUGUGUGUCUCGUGAUCUGUGGUGUGAUGGCGGAGUACAUUGUUCAGACAGCUCAGAUGAAUGGGACUGUGUGACAUUAUCUAAGAACACGAACUCCUCCACGUUCCUGACCGUUCAUCGGUCUGCCACCGACCACCAAGUCUGUGCUGAUAACUGGCAAGAGACCUUGAGUCAACUGGCCUGCAAGCAGAUGGGUUUAGGAGAGCCAUCAGUGACAGAAAUUGUACGGGAACAGAGAAAUCAUCGGAAGUGGUUGACUUUGCGCUCAGACUGGCAGCACAAAAAUACAAGCACUCUCCAUGAACUGUUAGUGGCGGGGCUCCCUUGUCAAAGCAGAAGUCGGAUUUCUCUUUUGUGUUCUGAACAAGACUGUGGCCGUCGCCCUGCAGCUCGUAUGUACAAGAGGAUUCUGGGUGGCAGGACGAGCCGCCCUGGAAGGUGGCCGUGGCAGUGCUCCCUGCAGAGUGAACCAAGUGGACACAUUUGUGGCUGUGUUCUGAUUGCCAAAAAAUGGGUUCUGACCGUUGCUCACUGCUUUGAGGGGAGAGAAAAUGCUGCUAUGUGGAAGGUGGUUCUUGGUAUAAACAAUCUGGAUCACCCAUCGAUCUUCAUGCAGACACGGCUGGUGAAGACGAUUAUUUUACAUCCUCGAUAUAACAGGGCAGUGGUUGACUAUGACAUCAGCAUUGUGGAGCUGAAUGAAGAUAUCAAUGAGACCAGUUAUGUCCGUCCGGUCUGCUUGCCCAGAUCCCAGCAGGUGGUGGAACCCGAUACCUACUGCUAUAUCACAGGCUGGGGACACAUGGGCAACAAAAUGCCUUUUAAACUUCAAGAGGGAGAAGUCCGUAUUAUUUCCCUGGAACAGUGUCAAUCCUACUUUGAUAUGAAAACAAUUACUACCAGAAUGAUAUGUGCGGGUUAUGAGUCCGGCACUGUGGACUCCUGUAUGGGCGACAGUGGCGGGCCUCUUGUUUGUGAGCAUCCUGGAGGCCAGUGGACAUUGUUUGGCCUGACAUCGUGGGGCUCAGUCUGCUUUUCCAAAGUAUUGGGACCUGGUGUUUAUAGUAAUGUUUCACAUUUUGUUGAGUGGAUCGAACGGCAAAUAUACAUCCAUACCUUUCUGCUCAACUGAUUCCUAGAGUAGAGAAAGACUGCCUCUUCAACUGUGAAGACCUUGUUUUGGGGAACACUGAAGGAAGCACUUUCUACCAGAAGAUAAUGUGAUGGUGUGAUCCAGAUGAGUGACCUUUCACCAUCUAAGGCAGAUACUGCUGGCUUUCUUACUGUUAUUUGCUCUAAUUUUAUUUGUACAUGCGCUUGUGCGCUCUCUCUCUCUCUCUCUC
Sarcophilus harrisii (Tasmanian devil) is the source of this 3475-nucleotide messenger RNA. RefSeq names its product corin, serine peptidase (gene CORIN). The transcript has 22 exons. Gene Ontology annotation, molecular function: serine-type endopeptidase activity; protein binding. Lineage: Eukaryota; Metazoa; Chordata; Mammalia; Dasyuromorphia; Dasyuridae. Gene Ontology annotation, cellular component: membrane. The record is from RefSeq and is a predicted model, not a curated record. Gene Ontology annotation, biological process: regulation of blood pressure; acrosome reaction; peptide hormone processing. The coding region runs from base 100 to 3264 and encodes 1054 amino acids.